Molecule: messenger RNA, 817 nt
Organism: Spinacia oleracea (spinach)
Lineage: Eukaryota; Viridiplantae; Streptophyta; Magnoliopsida; Caryophyllales; Amaranthaceae
Exons: 2
Coding region: 192-512 (106 amino acids)
Source: RefSeq, a predicted model, not a curated record
UCUCACUUAUCCCACUUUAAUGUUUUCAAUUAUUUUCCUUUUUCUUCUUGUCCCCCUUCUUUCUCAACUCUCUCCUAUGUCAUUAUAAAUACACCAAAGGCAAACAUAUCUACCCUUCUUUAUAUCUUCCUCCUCUUUUCAUCUCCUCCUUUGAAAACAGAAAAUUAAUUUUUUUCAAUUAAAAAAACAGAAUGGGAACAACAUCAGAAUCAAAUAUCAAGAUCAUAGUUGAGAAAAAUCCUUCAGAAGCUCGUUUAUCAGAACUUGGCAUUAAAUCUUGGCCUAAAUGGGGUUGUCCACCAGGGAAAAUGACACUGAAAUAUGAUGCAACAGAAACAUGUUACUUUGUGAGAGGGAAAGUUAAGGCAUACCCUAAAAAUAAAGGGUCAACAAAUGAUGAAGGUGUUGUAGAGUUUGGGGCAGGAGAUGUUGUCAUUUUUCCAAAGGGACUUAGUUGCAUCUGGGAUGUUUCUGUUGCUGUUGAUAAAUUCUACAAGUUUGAUCCUCCUUAAUUCAUACUUUUAAUUAGCAUAGUAAUUAAUUAACAUAAUUAAUCUUUUUUUAUGUUGCGUUGUGUUCAGAAAGUAUUUUUACUUGGUUAAUUAUUACGUACUCUCUCCGUUUCUAAAUAUUUGUCGUUGUAGGGACGGAGUAGAUCUUAAGUUAAGUUUAUGUAUGUGUUCCAAGAAUCUUGGAAAUAUUAUUACAAAAGUAAUUAGUCAAAGUUUUUUUUUCCCACUUAAUUAUUGUUUUAAAUUUUUCAGUUUGUAUAAGUUGUGAAAUCAAGACAAUUUGAAUGGAGUAGCAUUUAUAUGGA